GUUUGAUUGACAGGGUCUUUUCAUUGGGCACGUUUUACCCCUGUGAUAGUCGGAUACCCAUCUGACAUCGUCAUUGUUGCCCCCAGAUAUCAAAACUACCCAGGCGGUGCAAAUAGAAGGAACCAAGAACCCGAAUACGUGAAUUGGCACUAGUCUUUGUUAUUCGUUAUUUGUUGCUGUCACAUUCUCAUGAAUUUCAAUCCAGUCCACAUAAAUAUCUGUGUCCGUACUGCAAUUCGUACGAUAGAGACAUAAUCAUUGUCAAUCAAUCGAGAGAGAUUGAUAAGAACCACCCCGAUAUUGUAUCAAAGCAAGCAGAUCACCAAGCGCUGUCUGCCAGGAAUUACAAUCAUCUCGUACUUUCACUGCUGUACGUGAACAAUUCUUGAACCUCUCUCGCACUCUUCCUCGAAGAACUCCUCCACACGAUGUCACCGCUGCGAUUAACGAUCGAGAAUGGCCUCUUCCGCGAUUCCCAUGGCCGCGAAGUUACUCUUCGUGGAAUAAAUCUUGCUGGGGACGCCAAGUAUCCUAGCAAUCCGAACCAACCCUCGCAUAUUUCAAUGGACUUCUUCGACGGAGAUCAUGUCAACUUCCAUACUCGCCCAUUCUCUCCAGAAGAUGCACAUGUUCAUUUCGCACGGUUAAAACGUUGGGGCUACAGCACGAUACGAUAUGUUUUUACAUGGGAGGCAAUAGAAUCCGCAGGGCCAGGCAUAUAUGAUGAAAAAUGGAUUCAGCAUACCAUUGAAAUUCUGCGACUAGCAAAAAGUUAUGGUUUCUAUAUUUUUAUGGACCCCCAUCAAGAUGUCUGGUCGAGAUUUUCAGGUGGAUCAGGAGCUCCAAUGUGGACUCUCUAUGCUUGCGGACUUGAUCCUAAAAAGUUCGCUGUGACAGAAGCGGCAGUCGUACACAAUACAUACCCUGACCCCGAGAACUUUCCCAAAAUGAUUUGGUCUACGAAUUAUACACGUUUAGCCUGUCAAACGAUAUUUACAUUUUUCUUUGCUGGUCGGGACUUUGCACCUAAAUGUAUUAUUGAUGGUAAGAACAUACAGGAUUACCUCCAAGACCACUUCGUAAAUGCUUGCGCCCACCUUGCAAUGCGGAUUCAUGAAGCAGGAGAUCUCGAAAAUGAAGUGGUAAUUGGCUGGGAAAGCAUGAAUGAGCCCAACCGGGGCUUUGCGGGUUGGGCAGAUUUAUCCACCAUUCCAAGUGAACAGAAGCUGCAGAAAGGAACAUCUCCGACUGCAUUUCAAGCCAUGUUGACUGGGUCAGGAAGAGCAUGUGAAAUAGCUACAUGGGAUUUUGGGGGAAUGGGACCAUACAAAUCGGGCUCGACUUAUGUUGAUCCCCAAGGAGAGACAACAUGGUUAUCAGCAGAUUAUGAUGAAUCAAGAUAUGGCUACAAACGAGACCCGGGGUGGAAGCUGGGAGAGUGUAUCUGGGCUCAACACGGCGUAUGGGAUCCAUCAACAGAUACUUUGCUGAAGAAAGAUUAUUUUAAGAAGAAUCCUCGAACUGGGCAAGAACUUAGUUAUGAAGAGUUUACAAACUCGUACUUCAUGGAUUACUAUCGCAAACACCGGGACGCUAUCAGAGCUCAUCAUAAAGACUCAAUCUUGUUUUGUCAGCCACCGGUAUUGGAAAUUCCCCCGUCAAUCAAAGGUACUAAAGACGAUGAUCCUCUUAUGGUCUAUGCGCCUCAUUACUAUGAUGGAGUCACGCUCAUGACCAAAAAGUGGAAUCGUCACUGGAACGUUGAUGUUUUUGGCAUCCUGCGAGGUCGAUAUUGGACACCGGCCUUAGCUAUAAAGAUUGGAGAGUCAGCAAUUAGGAAUUGUUUCAAAGAUCAGCUUGCGGCGAUCAAGAAAGAGGGUGAAGACUAUAUGGGAAAUCAUCCAUGUGUUUUGACAGAAUUUGGUAUUCCUUAUGACAUGGAUGAUAAGUAUGCUUACAAAACUGGCGAUUAUUCUAGUCAAUCAGGUGCAAUGGAUGCAAAUCACUUUGCCGUAGAAGGAAGUGCUAUGGCUGGUUAUACUCUUUGGCUUUAUAUGUGCGAGAAUAAACAUUCUCUCGGCGACCAAUGGAAUGGCGAGGACCUUUCAAUCUUUUCCUUGGAUGAUUUACCACUACCACUUGAAGCCAACCCUCCAACACCUAGCGAUUCAAGCACAUCGCUAGUAGACCACACAGCUGGACCCAAUACCAAAAAACAAAACUCAGACGAGUCAACUGUCAAUCCAGGUAAUUUAAAAGCAACAUUGAAAACUCCCUCAAUUUUGUCGAAGCAAACUGAUAGCCCUCCUGAACUCACCAAUUCCCCUGGUUACCGAGCCGCCGAAGCCUAUAUCCGUCCGUCCCCCAUCGCAACAGUCGGUAAGGUCUUGAAUUACGGAUUCGAUCUUCGAAAGUGUACGUUCACAUUGCGACUUCAUGCCGGCGAAGCAACAUCCGAAGAUACGCCCACCGAGGUCUUCCUUCCCGAAUUCCAUUUCCCGAAAGAUAAAUGCGAUGUUCAAGUUAGCGCGGGGAAGUGGACGAUUAGUACGGAUGAUGCGGAUGGAGGGUUGAUUCAGAGACUUAGAUGGUGGCAUGCGGAAGGUGAACAUUCUAUUAAAGUCACGGGAGUUAUAAGUAAACAGAAUGUCAAUACGGGCGAAGAAGACGAUGAGGGCUAUUAUAAAAACAUGCUCGGUUUUGCAAAGUCUUGCACGUUGAUGUAAUGAAUGGUAUUAAAUGAAAUAUAUAUAUAUUGGGGAUUUGAGCAUGGUUUGGUGUUCGGAGCAUGAUUUACAGGUUAUCGAUUGAGGACUGUUGGGAUGGAUGGGUAUUGGUUCUGAAUAGUUGGAUCUAGUUUCAUAGCGUGAAGAUUCGAGAUGUGAGAUUCGAGACGUUCGUCUGUUGAAUAUCAGCUUGUUGGGAGAUGAGAUUUGUAUAAACUUUUUAUGAUUUAUUGGGAAGUGUGUGUGCGGUGUGUAUGCGUGUGUGUGUAUGUGCAUGUGGAAGAUAUAGAUUGUAAAGGACUUGUGAUUUGGCGGAUGGGCGAUUGAGCAGAUGGGAUGGGAGUCAGUGGAGGGGAGGGCGGAUUAGAUGAGGUGGGAUGACGAAAGGGGUAAGUCCUAAUAAGUCAUGAUCUGAUAUUUUUUGAAGAAUUUUGAGUGUGAAUUGAGUGAGUGAGUGAUAGAUGGCUUGGUUGAUAGAUGGAUGGAUAAUCA
Molecule: messenger RNA, 3218 nt
Organism: Botrytis cinerea B05.10
Lineage: Eukaryota; Fungi; Ascomycota; Leotiomycetes; Helotiales; Sclerotiniaceae
Exons: 3
Coding region: 429-2726 (765 amino acids)
Biological process (GO): ergosteryl 3-beta-D-glucoside catabolic process; carbohydrate metabolic process
Molecular function (GO): steryl-beta-glucosidase activity
Source: RefSeq, a predicted model, not a curated record